Molecule: messenger RNA, 738 nt
Organism: Ostertagia ostertagi
Lineage: Eukaryota; Metazoa; Nematoda; Chromadorea; Rhabditida; Trichostrongylidae
Source: the annotation of a GenBank genome assembly
AUGGGAACAAAGCAGUUAUUAAUGUCACGACCUGACCUCAUCGGAAAUCAUCUUCGUACAUUGGUUCCUGCCGUAGCACGCCUAAUUUCAGAUUGCGGGCAUGAUCCGGCAUUGAGCGGUCACCUUCGGUCUCUCCUACGUGUUAUUUGUUCCGUACCUUCUCAUGCCAUGGCCGCUCAUUUCGCACUUUUCGUUGCCCAUCUGCUUCAUGCCCUCACACAUAACGAGCUCGGGGUACGUAAUUUUGCCUUGUCGGUUAUCGGAUUACUUCUGACCACAUAUCCCAAAUUGUGCAGCAGCAGUGCGGACCUCUUCACAGCAUUCGUGAAAUUCCUUGGAAGCUCUCGGAGACCGGCUUGGAAUUUCCCACGCUUCCUGGAGAUCAUCGAAGCAUUCAUCAAGGCGUACGUUGUCGACAAGACUAAUCUAGGACACUCGUGCGAAGCAGUCCAGUUGAACAUGUCCAAUGGCGAGAUUUCAUCCAAAAUAGAUAUUGUGAAAAUUUUUCUUGAGAUGGUAACAAAGAAGAAAGCAAAGAAGAAUGCGGACUUCAAGAAAGUAAAGCUGAAGGUUGGCAAGAAGCUCAAGAAGACAACAACUACAGAUACCACUAUAACAACGAAAAAGGUCGUUUUGAUCUCUCAGUUACAAGUGAAGAACGUAACGUCGGACAAACCGCUGUCUUACCGUGGCUUGUCCUUGGAAGAACUGUGCAAGCAGCUAGGUCACUUCAACAAG